Exophiala aquamarina CBS 119918 is the source of this 2067-nucleotide messenger RNA. RefSeq names its product Atypical/ABC1/ABC1-C protein kinase. The record is from RefSeq and is a predicted model, not a curated record. Bases 1 to 2067 code for a protein of 688 amino acids. Gene Ontology annotation, cellular component: mitochondrion. NCBI's taxonomy places the organism in Eukaryota, Fungi, Ascomycota, Eurotiomycetes, Chaetothyriales, Herpotrichiellaceae. The transcript has a single exon.
AUGCGUUCGUUUCGCAUAUUCGGCCGCUUUGCUGGCCAACGGACCUUUAUCGACAUCGCCUUCCGCGUCCCCCGCCGCCAAUCUUCUUUUGCAAGAUGGUCACGAAAAUAUAGUCUCAAAGGGACCCGCCAGCGGACCUACCCUUCCAUACUUCUUGCUGCAGCCACCCUCUCUCCUGUCGUGUUCGUUGAAAUCUCCGAAAAUGGCGCUCAAGAUGGCAAGACCACCGAAAUGCAGAUGCUCGAGGCUUCCCGCGAUGAGAUCAGCAAGAAGGUGCCAGAAGACGUCCGUGGUUUGCGCCGUUUCUACAAGACAGUCAUUUAUGCUGUCGACCAAUACAUAUACGAGCCGCUCGCUACAACAUUCCGUUUCUUCCAUCUUGUUGUCAUAUUUCUUCCCGUCAUUAUAACCAUCCCUCUGGCUCUGGUCGGCCCCCGCAGAAAACACAAUGACAAUGAGCGUGCUACCACCCUGUGGUGGUAUGCAUUCCUGGUCAAAUCGAUGGAGAGAGCCGGGCCUGCUUUCAUUAAGCUCGGCCAGUGGGCAGCUUCAAGGUCGGACAUCUUCCCUGCCGAAAUGUGUCGCAUUAUGGCAGAACUACAUUCCAAUGCCCCCGCGCAUUCUUUGCGCCAUACGAAGCGGAUCAUCUCAGAAGCAUUCGGUGGCAGAUCUUUCGAUGAGAUCUUUACCGAAUUUGAUGAGAAGCCUCUUGGAGUAGGUGCUAUUGCCCAAGUCUACAAGGCCAGGCUCAAACCAGACCUGGCCAAACUCGAGGAGAGCGACCUGGAAGCACACGAGAAGCAGCGACUGAGCCACAGGAUCAGGAGAAAUGUCGAUGCAUUGGUAAAAUCGAGUCCGCAAAGAGUUCCAUCAGCCUACGUGGCUGUCAAGGUUCUCCAUCCUAAAGUUGAACGGAAUGUCCGCCGAGAUCUCAAGAUCAUGGGUGUCUUUGCCUCGAUCAUCAACGCCAUCCCCACGCUGGAAUGGCUGGACCUGCCCAAUGAAGUCGCCAACUUCGGGGAGAUGAUGCGACUCCAAUUAGAUCUCAGGAUCGAGGCCGCAAAUUUAACCAUCCUUCGCAAACAUUUCCAGAACAGAACCACAGCAUGGUUCCCAUAUCCCUAUACUGACUUCACGACCCGCAAUCUAUUGGUCGAGGAGUUUGCUCAGGGCAUUCCCCUGGCUACCUUUCUAGAAUCUGGGGGCGGCGUGUUCCAGAAGGAGAUAGCAAAUGAAGGCUUAGAUGCCUUCUUGCACAUGCUUCUAAUAGACAACUUUGUCCAUUCAGACCUCCAUCCGGGUAAUAUCAUGGUCAAUUUCUACAAACCCACUCAGCCUGAUGUGAGAUUACCAUACCUGUCACGACAGGAUCCCACCGAACCAUUAUCAGAGUCCGAGAUUGACUCAUCAGAGGCCGUCCUCUGUAGGUUAAGACCGCAUACAGGCAAUAAGGGAGAGUGGAUCUCAGCACUCGAUCAAAUCGACAAGGAAGGUUAUAGGCCACAAUUGAUUUUCAUUGAUACGGGCCUGGUGACAGAGCUCAAUGAAAAGAACAGGACCAAUUUCUUGGACCUAUUCAGAGCAAUCGCAGAGUUUGACGGGUAUAAAGCUGGUCACUUGAUGAUUGAACGGUGCAGACAACCCGAUGCCGUAAUCGAUGGCGAGGUUUUUGCCCUCAAGAUGCAACACCUAGUCCUUGCCGUCAAAGGCCAAACUUUCGCCCUUGGCAACAUCAAAAUCGGGGACAUUUUGUCACAAGUCCUCGGCAUGGUGAGAUCUCAUCAUGUUCGGAUGGAAGGAGAUUUCGUGAACGUGGUUCUCUCUAUUCUUCUCCUCGAAGGGAUUGGCAGAACGCUUGACCCUCAGCUCGACCUCUUCCAAAGCGCAUUACCUAUCCUCCGACAGCUUGGAUCUUCUGACCCCACUGCUGUGCUGCGAAGCUUCAAGGAGGGCGAUUUCUCGUUGUUGAAGAUUUGGGUCGGCCUAGAGGCCAGGAGGUUUUUCCAAGCAAGCGCUGAGAGUGUAGAGAUGUGUGUCAAAUACGAUCUUCUCAGUCCCAACGUGUAA